Cotesia glomerata is the source of this 1257-nucleotide messenger RNA. RefSeq lists its product as uncharacterized. Bases 351 to 746 code for a protein of 131 amino acids. The record is from RefSeq and is a predicted model, not a curated record. NCBI's taxonomy places the organism in Eukaryota, Metazoa, Arthropoda, Insecta, Hymenoptera, Braconidae. The transcript has 2 exons.
AGAAAUCCGGGAAAAUACACACACUGUUGACACAAAUCAAAGAAAGGUCCGUACUGUUUCUUUUAAAAUUUAACUUGACACUACACAACACAAACCAGGAUUUAAAUAAUUGGGUGUAUUUUCCUAAAUAUAUAUAAUAUAUAAUAUAUAAUAUAUUAUUGUUGGGUAAGAAAAGGGGAAAAAGUACUCUCAUCUAGAAGAUGGCCGCCACCGCCCGCCAGUCGGCGAUUUAUCCCUUUCUUGCAUGGCCACCGCACUCUUGGCCCUCGGCACACUAGUACUGGUCCUCUCUCUCUGUCAAUCUCGUCUGUCUCUGUCUUCUCAUUGGCUCAUACGCCGUUUUAUAAACAAUGUGCGUUGAAACGACGAAGGAGGCGCGCGCGUGCCAGCUCCUCGUCUCUUUCUCUUUCUCACCGAUACUACUCGGUAAUUUACGAUUAUCCUCUUUACUUGUUUCUUUCUCUGUCAGAGCUCUCUCAAGUUGUUCUGGUCGUUUUGCUGCUGCUGCUGCUGCUGCUGCUGCUGCUGCUGGUAGUGCUCUGUUGAUGGUUGACGCCGAUGAUGAUGACGAUGGUGGUGGUAGUAGUGCUGUUGCUGCUGCAACGCCUCUUCUGUGCUCCAAGACAGUCAACAGCUUUUCCAGCGGUUCUUUUCAGGGCCAAACCACCGAUUAUUAUAUACGUUGCACUACAUAUUACAAACAGAACACACCAGCUGAUUUUGUUGUGAAGAAAAUACACACUUAAAAAAUAAAUUAAGUCCGUCACAACAGACGUUUACGCCGGAGUGAUACAGUAUGACAGCACAGAAGAUCACACCCACACGUAAAUAGAAUGGCCGACCAGACAAAACCAACUUAAAGCCGAUCCAAUUUUGUUUUGCGUGCAAUAGGUGACGACGGUUACGUCCCAAGCAUCGUACUCUCACAGUCUCACGAAGCUUCGUGUUCUCUAUGGGAAGGGGAGGGGACAUUGUAGCAAGAGGGGUAAGACGAAGGGAAAGCAUCAACCAACUUGCAUGGAUUUCUCAGUUCUUAGUCUUAUAUUCUUACUUAUACCAUAGCUUCACAUUAUAUUAUCUUCUUUUUCUUUCUAUUCUCAUUCUCUUAUCCUCCUUUCAUUCCAUUCCACGGUCUUCCUCAUCUAUCCUCUUUACUUAGCCACUUUUUUUCACUCCAUCGUGUACAUUCCACGUCGGCGUUCUUCGGACCUAUGAUUUUUUAAAUUUAAGCUGCUGACAUUUGAAAAUUUUUAUUUA